AUGGUUCUGUCGAAGCCUGCCUGAUGAUACAGAUGGAACGGCAAGACAGAUGCUGCCAGAAGCUGAAAAUCCUUGAGAUCAUUAAGCCCGAAGCACCAUUUGACUUAAACGUCACAUACCAAGAAAAGGAAGAUGCUUAUCUGGUUCAAUUCUCCAUUCCACUACAAAUAUAUCUACAAAAGUCCUUAAUAUACGAAAUAGCCUACAGGCCUGAAAACGCCAACUGGACCACGAGUAGCCAAACCAAAGAAUUCCAACAUGUUCCGUUAACACUUCUGAGAAGGGAAUUUCAACCAAGCACAAAGUAUGGCCUAAACGUCCGGUCCAAGCCCAGUGGAAAUGUUUUCAAAGGCUCGUGGAGUGAAUGGAGCUCUUCUGCCUACAUCCAGACUGCACAGAGAAUGCCAGAGGAAAUAAGUAAUGAAGUAAUCCUGAUAACAGCAUCCUUUGUGGGCUUCUUUGUACUGCUUGUCCUAAUUUCUCUGAUCCCAAUAUUUUGGAAAAGCAGGAUCAAACCCAUUGUGUGGCCAGCCAUCCCCAACCAUGAGAAAACCUUGGAUAAACUCUGCAACAAACUGAGAAAGAACUCCGAGAUCAGCUUCUUCAAUCCUGAGAGUUACGGGUAUGCACACAUCCACAAAGUGGACAGCAUUCAAGCCAAGUCAGAAAUGGAGCAUCUCCAGCACUUGCUGCUUCCAUGGUCUGUGGAUGUUCUGGAGAAGGUCGGGAGCGGACUUGAACUGACAAACAACCUGAGUCACAUCAAUCACGGCUGGCUGAAGCUGCCUCUGGCGUAUGAAGGAAUGUGGCCUGCCGAGUUGCUGAACAGGCAUUUGGGCAGAGGUAACCACAUCAACGGCGAUGAGUUCACCAAAGCCAACCUCUAUAACGAGAGGGGCGCUAGUGGUCAACACGGCUGUGAUGAUGCUCUCAAUACCCAUUCAAGUGCAUUGCGGGAUCCCACCGUUCUGCCUGGAUUAGAAUUCUGCCAGGCAGAUCCCCGCCCCCCAGUUUAUGCCAACAGUCAAGUUAAGGUAUCGAACAAAGAGGAAGCUUAUGUCACUAUGGCGAGCUUUUUUGAAAGCAAGGGGAACCCAGGAAACUAG
Gekko japonicus is the source of this 1106-nucleotide messenger RNA. It is a transcript of the gene IL7R, whose product is annotated as interleukin 7 receptor. Gene Ontology annotation, cellular component: external side of plasma membrane. NCBI's taxonomy places the organism in Eukaryota, Metazoa, Chordata, Lepidosauria, Squamata, Gekkonidae. The transcript is spliced from 6 exons. Gene Ontology annotation, biological process: positive regulation of receptor signaling pathway via JAK-STAT; hemopoiesis; cytokine-mediated signaling pathway. Gene Ontology annotation, molecular function: protein binding; cytokine receptor activity. The record is from RefSeq and is a predicted model, not a curated record. The coding region runs from base 24 to 1106 and encodes 360 amino acids.